This is a messenger RNA of Mytilinidion resinicola, 653 nucleotides long. RefSeq lists its product as uncharacterized. NCBI's taxonomy places the organism in Eukaryota, Fungi, Ascomycota, Dothideomycetes, Mytilinidiales, Mytilinidiaceae. The transcript has a single exon. The record is from RefSeq and is a predicted model, not a curated record. Bases 47 to 469 code for a protein of 140 amino acids.
GAUUUUACUAGCAUAUGGGGCAGACCCCAAUGUCAUUCCCAAAGAUAUGUGGGUCAGGUACCUAGACGUACCUUCGCGAACCCCCCCAGCCCAUUAUUCACAGAUCCCCGAAACUGCGUGGUGCAGCGAAGCCAGACGGUUCCAACUCGCGGAUUCAAUGAAUUUGACGCACCGGUACUUCCUGAACAGAGCGAAUCGAAUAGCAUAUACCCCCGUUAAAAGGGAGCAGAUCGCUAAAGCCGAAGGUAUCACUCGCCUCCUUCGUGUUCCGUACUAUAUUCUUGGCCAGAUUCCAGCAGCCAAGCUUGUUACUGUCAAGGUUCUCGCCCAUAUCGCAAUGAAAAUGAAGGAAACGGAUACGUCUUACGUGAUGGCAUUUGCCGGUCCAUCCGGACAUGGGAAGACCGAGCUGGCGAAACAAAUGGGAUCUCUCCUGUCCGUUGAGACGACACUCAUUGAUACAGCCUAGAUGAGAGGGGACUGGGACCUGUUUGGAACUCGAAACGGUUACAUUGGCUCAGAAGGAGGAUCAUCUCUCAACAACUUCCUUGCUAGCAACAGUGGGCAGAGAAGCGUAGUGUUCUUGGACGAGUUUGACAAAACUGCACAAGAAGUUCGUACUUCGCUCCUUACGGUCUGCGAAUCAGGUAAGU